Closterium sp. NIES-67 is the source of this 954-nucleotide messenger RNA. Lineage: Eukaryota; Viridiplantae; Streptophyta; Zygnematophyceae; Desmidiales; Closteriaceae. The record is from the annotation of a GenBank genome assembly.
GGCCAGCCCCUUCCCCAGGUAGCCCCCCAGUAUUUCUACCCUCGAGGCUCAGUUCAAGAAACCAUCAUCGCUACAAAACAUCAUCUAUCAAGAAGCCUUGUCCUGCACUCGCCAUUCAAGUUUCCGGUCCUCUUUAUCUAGCUCAUUCACCCUUUUCUAGCUCGUCCAGGCAGCUGUUUUCGAAAUGGCGCGUUUCUUGGUUUUCUCCAUCACUAUUCUCCUAGCCUGUUCGCUCGUCGUAGCUCACGACGAACGAGGCGGUGGCAGAGACGGCGGAAGGGGAGGCGGACGCUGGCGGCCGUCGCCAUUGGCGCGCUACGAGACCAACAUGCGGCCGUGCGUCGGCUGGGCUCCCAUUCGCGGAGCCGCGAUGAUCGAUGUCCUUACCACGCAAACCACGGGAACGAACGAGAUUCGCUACGGCCUCAUGGUUCAGGGUGUCGCCGCGCCUCCCGCGAAAAUGACCGUCUACUCCACCGACCCCUGCGACCCUCUGGUUACCUCUCCCAAGAAACUCGUCGAGCUUUCGGGAAAGUGGUACAACAUUUCGCCUAGACGUGGCCCUACGAGUUUCACCAUGAGUGGUUCGGUGCUGAGCAGUGCUCUUCCGGUCCAGACGACCUACUCUCGCGGAAGGGGUUACCAGGUUCCAGUUUUCAUCUCCUUCGCCAUAAAUUCGACGAUGAACAGCACUAUUGCUGGAAAGUUUCGACGUGACUAUUAGAUUGGGGGGUGGGGGGAUGCUAUGCGACUUCUAAAGCGUUCCCAUUCAGUGGGGAGUAGGGGGAGGGAAGGGGAGAAAGAGGAGUGGGCUAACGUGACCCGACCCGAGCCAUGCGGGGGCUAGGGUUACCAGACUUUGCAUGCAGCAAGACUUUUCGCGUGAAUGUCUUGAUGUGGAGUUAAUAACGGCUGGGCUGCUGCUGGCCGUAUUUAUUAUAUUAUUUUAUUCAG